Messenger RNA from Ananas comosus (pineapple), 898 nucleotides. RefSeq lists its product as uncharacterized. The record is from RefSeq and is a predicted model, not a curated record. NCBI's taxonomy places the organism in Eukaryota, Viridiplantae, Streptophyta, Magnoliopsida, Poales, Bromeliaceae. Bases 191 to 898 code for a protein of 235 amino acids. The transcript has a single exon.
AAGAAAUCAUCAGGUUGUCUCCCCCGCCCCGCCCCGCCCGUGUAGCCACCCGUUUUCUCGCGCCGCCCUCUCCUCCGCUCCUUUUAUAUAAGGAAACCCUAGAAACCACAUUUCUCUUCGAAACCCUAAUUCUGAAACUGGGGAAGCACAAGGAGACAACCAGCCAUGUGUCGUUCGACGACGACGAACAAUGCCGAGCUCCCCUCGUACCCCGAGGAUCGCGAUCGCCUUAAGAUUCGCGCCUUCUGCCUGCGCCUCUGGGUUCUUGAGGACUUCCAUGGCGCGGGCGGGGGCGGAGGGCGGAGGGCCGUUCCGCCGCGUGCGCGCGGGGGAGCCCGGGUUGCUGUUCGCCAGCACGGACCGGGUCCGGUUGGGGGACGGGGCGCGGUUCGAGGCGUACGCGGGGGAGGAGAAGGUGGUGAGCGGGGUGUUCCGGCUGGCCGGCGGCGGAGGACCGGGGUGGAGGACGGAGUGCCGGGGAUGCGAGGAGGCCGUGGCGGCGGAGGUGUGGGUGGUGGGGGAGAGCGGGGCGGUGUUGAGGGAGAGGGUGGAGAUCGCGGCGGAGGAGAAGGGGAGGAGGAGGCGGAGGACGACGCUAGGGUUAGGGUUUCGCUCGAAGUUGGAGGAGAUACCGGAGGAAUCGGACGGCUGUAAGGGCGGGGCAGAUGAUCAGGAGGAGGAGGAGGAGGGGAGGAGGAGUGAUUCGGAGGUGGUGGGAUCGGACGGCUGGGAUCGGAGGGAGGAGGAGGGGAUAGAGGGUGGGGAUCGGGGGUUGGAGAUGGAGAUGGAGGGGGUGAGGUGGGCGGUGGACGUGGGGAUAUGGGUGGUGUGUUUAGGGGUGGGGCUCUUGGUUUCAAGAGCUUCCGCCAGGAGUUUUAGCCGGAAAAGGCUUUUUUGA